Molecule: messenger RNA, 3535 nt
Organism: Gaeumannomyces tritici R3-111a-1
Lineage: Eukaryota; Fungi; Ascomycota; Sordariomycetes; Magnaporthales; Magnaporthaceae
Product: ethanolamine kinase
Exons: 1
Coding region: 299-2119 (606 amino acids)
Biological process (GO): phosphatidylethanolamine biosynthetic process; phosphatidylcholine biosynthetic process
Cellular component (GO): cytoplasm
Molecular function (GO): ethanolamine kinase activity; choline kinase activity
Source: RefSeq, a predicted model, not a curated record
CGCUGCUUCAAAGGAAACUCGUUACUGGGAUAGACGUACUGAACUGUCGCGACUUGGGUAUAGCAGAAGCUUGGCCUCUGACCAAGCAAACGGGCAGCUUUCAAUUGGAUGACUGAGGCAAGGAGGGCACGUGGGACGACCGUUGAGCUCGAGACGGCGCCAUCUUCUCGUCGGAGAAAGGAAAUGUGCCUCGUGAUCAAGCCCACCACCGCCGUUUUAACCGCACCCCUAUUUCCGUCCUUGGGCUCAGACGGGUUCGACCAUUGACGCUAUGCUGCCGCUCUAGUGCCCAUGGUGCAUGAGGCCGUGGCCCUGGCGCAGGCUCUCCGUUGGCUUUGCAGCUUUGCUUGCACCUUUGCUCGCGUCCGGUCGUGCUUUUUCACGUGUCGAUCGACAGCCAAAUAAACGGACCCCUGCUUCCUCUUCUUUGCCCUGCCGGCUCUUCUUUAUUCACAGCACUGAAGGCCAUCCCAUCCCGCCUUUGACUUUCGGACAACACACCAAAGUUUUGCCUCUCUCACUUGUCCCAUCCAGCCACCUCGCCCGUCUUGCUCACCCGCCGUCGUUGGCGUUCAAGGACACCAUCGCUGUCGGCCUCACUCUGCCCCCCCUUGACCGAUCCCUGACCAACCCUGCGGCCCUUGACCUGGCCUCUGCCGAGUCAAUCCGCUCGCCUACCAUGGCAAAGACCACCACCCUCUCUGGAACCAACGGCUGCCGCCCGCCCAACGGCCUCCCCAAGGACAGCGCCCCGCAGAAGCACCACCAGAUCCCUUACAUCCCGCUCUCGUACCGCAGCGGCGACGACGCGGCGAGCACCAAUGCCUCGGCCCUCGCCCUCAUCAGCGCCCUGAGGCCUGACUGGGGCUCCGAAGUCGACUUUCGCCGCUUCACCGACGGCAUCACAAACACCCUGCUCCAGGCCCGUCCGCGCGCGUGCGAGCCGCUGGACGGCGAGUCCGACGACGACGCGCGCGACCGCGAGGCCAUCCUGCUGCGCGCCUACGGCAACGGCACCGACCUCCUGAUCGACCGCAACCGCGAGGCCCAGAACCACGAGCUGCUGGCCCGCCACCGCCUGGCCCCCGAGCUGCUGGCCCUGUUCGAGAAUGGCAUGCUCUACCGCUUCAUCCGCGGCCGCGUCACCUCCCCGCAAGACCUCCGUCACCCCGACAUCUAUAGGGCCGUCGCCCGCCGCCUGGCCCAGUGGCAUAGCACCGUGCCUUGCCUCGGCCACGCCGCCGCCCAAUCGCUGGCCAAGCGCCCUCCCCCUGCUGCCGCCGCCAAUGGUCAUGCCCCGAGCGGUGGUGGCGCCCCUGCAAACGGCGACGCCGCCUACCGCGCCAAGAUUGACAAUGUUGCGCCCGGAAAGUUGUCGCCGAACGUGUGGACCGUCAUACAGAAAUGGAUCCUCGCCCUGCCCACCGAGACGCCUGCGCAGCGCCAGCACCAGGCCACCCUCCAGAAGGAGCUGGACAGAAUGGUAGCGGAGCUCAGCCAGCGCCCAGGGCUUGGCAAGGAUGGCCUUGUUUUUGCGCACUGCGACCUCCUGAGCGGUAACGUCAUCAUCUUGCCCACCCCAGCCCCCGCCUCGGCUGCCGCGCCGGCACCUGGGGCCAUCGCCGACGAGCCCAACGGGGCCUGCGGCCGCUCGGCGGCGCCGUCCGCGUCGGUGACCUUUAUUGACUACGAGUACGCCACCCCGUCGCCGGCGGCCUUUGACCUGGCCAACCACUUUGCCGAGUGGGGCGGCUUCGACUGCGACUACAACGUGCUCCCGACCAGGAAGCAGCGGCGCGAGUUCAUCGAUGAGUACGUGCGCGCCUAUUUCGGCGGCGCCGACAGCUGUGCCGACCAGAACGGCGACCGGCACCGCCACGAGGACUCGGCCGCCCGGCUGUUCGACGAGGUCGACCUCUUCCGCGGCGUCCCGGGCUUCUACUGGGGCAUCUGGGCCCUCAUCCAGGCCACUAUAUCCGACAUCGACUUCGAUUACGCCUCGUACGCCGAGACCCGCCUCAACGAGUACUGGGCCUGGCGCGCCGAGCAGGACGGCUCCCGCGCGGCCGCGAGCCGGGAAAUGCCCCUGCGCGAGCAUCGGUGGGCACAGGAGGAAUAGCGGGGAUGGUGUUUUGCUACCUCGAGUUCAAAGCAACGCGUGCUUCUAUCCUUUUCUCACUACACUUUUUUCUUCCGCUCCCCCUCGCCUUUUUGCGCUCGGUUAGUUUUCCGUGUGUAUUCUCCGAGGGAAGUGCGCGGAAAGGUGUUUUGCACCGCCUUUUCAAGUCGGAUGUCUGUCAAGAGUGUGAUGUCGCGUGGCCGUUCUAUUUACCUCGAAAUGAUGGGUUUUUUGGUCUAAUUUCUUAUAGCAUUAGAUAUUGGCACGCAGUUGUCAACAGACGUGACGCCAUGUUUUUCUCUUUUAUCAUUGUUUCUUAACUUUUUCUUCUCUUCAUAACCCCUACACACCUCCCUCUUCAACCUGUAGUACUUUCGGGGUAUUUGCUUGCUCACUCGGAAGCGUGCGUUAUCAGCGUGCCUGACACGCGACCGAGCCACAGGGAGUCGGCGAGCGGAGUUCACGGGCGGGGCUCUUGUCCUGGCUUCCUUUUGUCCCUUUUUUCUUCUUCUGGGUAGCGCGGAUCCUUUUGGUUGCAUUUCAACAUGCGGCGUCAACAUCAUUCAACAUGCAGAGGGAGUCAUAAUUGCAUUCUCAAAUCGAGUCGGAACAAAACGAAAGGGGUGGAAAGUAGGUACACUGCGGUUUGUCUACAUUAGCAGGAACGCACCUACACCAAGUAAAGCAUCAUGCAUUCUUACCCCGACACACUUUGGAGGUGCUCAAACGGGUUAGAAUCCGGAGGCCAGAGAAGCUCCGGGUAGUCGAACUGACGGCCCUGUAGGGUAGCCUUUCCUUUACCGCAAGUUCUAGUCGCACAUGGCCGGCAGGUGAUAGAUGGCUGGCCGAAUGGAGAGGUCGGUAGGAGCAGAGUAAAAUUGGCGCAGCCCCAAUGCCUAGGAGUCGGGACAGGGACGCUCGUGUCAAUUCGAUUUCUUUCUUUCCUGGGCAACAUUGCGGCCUAACCAAAAAAAAAAAAAAAGAAAGGCAAAGGCACCAAGAUGAAGGGAAAUGCUAAAUAUACAAGAAGGUGGCGCCGUGCAGUCGUCAACGAAAUAUGGGCAUGAUAUCACAAGAUAAAGGAUCAGAACACCAAGGCUAGCACUCUCGACGGCGUCAUGCAGAAACGCUGCACACAAAAAUACCGACCGAUGAAGGGAGGAAGAGGGCAUUGUAGCACGGGGAAGACAGGACUGGAAAGAUAUGACACAAAUAUACCAACCUAGGUAUAUGAACAGGCAAAUGGGACAUCGAAGGCUGAUUUGUGCAUAAAUAUAACGGACGUAAGGCUCGGGGGGGAAAAUAAAUAAAAUGGGGAUAGAUAGGUAAGAUAGAUAGAGAUACGAAAGGAACAGAUGGCCAAACGGAUACUAAGUACUGAGCAACAAAUGCGGAGUAGAUCUUCCUGCAUUAGUU